AUGUUCUUCCUGCAGGUGUCAGUCUGGUGUUUGUCCUUCCGCAGGUGUCAGUCUGGUGACGCUAUGAGUUGUCCUUCCCGCAGGUGUCAGUCUGGUGACGCUAUAGGUGUCAAAUAUGUUCCUUCCUUUCAGUCUGGUGACGCUAGAGAUGUCCUUUUUGCAGGUGUCAGUCUUGACGCUAUGUUCUUCCCGCAGGUGUCAGUGUCUGGUGAAAUAGAGAUGUUCUUUCACAUCAUUUCUAUCGACUUCAUUCAGUCUUUUUCAUGUCCUUUUUCAUUGUCUCUCCCCUCAUUUUGUCUUCCUGACGCAGGUGUUCAGUCUGGUGUCGCUUACAUAUGGUGGUUUUUCAUCAUCUCUUCCUCCUCAUUCUUCUUCUUCAUCCUUUUUCAGGUUAUCUCUCCCGCUCAUUCUUCUUCAUCCCCUUUUUCAUUAUCUCUCCCCUCAUUCUUCUUUCCCUUUUUCAUUAUGUCCCUCCUCAUUCUUCUUCAUCCCUUUUUCAUUAUCUCUCCCCUCAUUUUGAUUUCAUAG
This is a messenger RNA of Acanthosepion pharaonis, 528 nucleotides long. The record is from the annotation of a GenBank genome assembly. NCBI's taxonomy places the organism in Eukaryota, Metazoa, Mollusca, Cephalopoda, Sepiida, Sepiidae.